Molecule: messenger RNA, 1248 nt
Organism: Debaryomyces fabryi
Lineage: Eukaryota; Fungi; Ascomycota; Pichiomycetes; Serinales; Debaryomycetaceae
Product: dipeptidase
Exons: 1
Coding region: 1-1248 (415 amino acids)
Biological process (GO): proteolysis
Molecular function (GO): metallodipeptidase activity
Source: RefSeq, a predicted model, not a curated record
AUGGUAGAAAAGAACACUGAUGAAAAUUUCAUCGAGAGAUUCAAGAAAAUAAGCAGAGAAACCCCUGUCGUUGAUACUCAUAAUGAUUUUCCUUACUUGCUAAGAGUCCAAUUACAUAACGAAUUUGAAACAGAGAGCAGGUUUAACUUUGAUGACAAGUUGCAAAGUCACACUGAUUUAAUGAAAUUCAGACAAGGUAAGAUUGGAUUACAAUUUUUUAGUUGCUUCAUUGAGUGCAAGGAUGAUGAUUACUUGUACCAGGACUUCAACAAGGCAAACAGUGCGGUUAGGGAUACUAUGGAGCAAAUUGAUGUCGUUACGCGUUUGGUGGAUUCCUACCUGGACGACAUGAAGAUGGUACUGACGUCACUGCAAGUAAUGGACGUUUAUUCCGGUGGAAAAGUUGCUAUUACAAUGGGGGUUGAAGGAUUGCAUCAAGUGGAUAGCUCUUUAAGCGUACUUAGAAAAUAUUAUGAAUUGGGAGUACGCUAUAUCACGUUAACUCAUAAUUGUGAUAACCCGUUUGCAACUGCCGCCUCUUCAGUAGUUGCUGGUUUGCCGGACAAAGGUCUUUCUGACUUUGGAAGAUCAUGUAUUCAAGAAAUGAACAGAAUAGGUAUGAUGGUAGAUUUAUCUCAUGUAAGUUAUAAGACCAUGCUUGAUGUAUUGGAGAUAACAAAGGCACCUGUAAUGUUUUCUCAUUCUUCUGCUUACUCCAUAACACCAAACGAAAGAAAUGUUAGAGACGAUGUGUUGUUAAAGAUGAAAGAAAAUGGCGGAGUUAUUUGUAUUAACUUCUUUCCCUUAUUCAUCAGUCAAACUGGCGAUGAAUGCGCCACCAUAGAUGAUGCUGUAGAUCAUAUAAAGCAUGUUGUUGAAUUAAUUGGUUGGGAGCAUGUUGGGCUUGGAUCUGAUUUCGAUGGGAUUCCAGAAGGUCCAAAAGGUCUCGAAGAUGUCUCUAAAUAUCCAGACUUACUAAUUAAAGUCAUGGAAAAAUUGAACGCAUCGGAUAGUGAAAUACAAUUGUUAAUGGGGAAGAACGUCUUGCGAGUCUGGAAUGAUAAUGAGAGAGUUUCUAGACUGUUACAAAAAGCAGGAACACAAGCUGUGAAUGCAAAUUGGCCUGAAAGAGAUUGGAGCUUCUAUGAUUAUGCAAAAACUUUCCCUGAAAUUUUUCCAGGCGCAUAUCAGGCUAAGAAAAAUACGUAUAAAGAUUCCCAAUCUCUUGAUUUAACUACAAAAAAAUAA